AAACCCGAGCACAACCGUGCUCGGGGCUUCUGCUGAGCCAUUCCUUGCAACAAGUAGAGACACCACAAUACGUUGAUAAGGAUGACCCAACUCAUAGGCGUCUGGACGAUGAUGUGGACAAUACUUUUCUUGCAGGUGUCCGCGUCCGCUUUGAUAAGACCAUACCAGCACAGCAUCUUUAGGGUGAAAUCAAUUAAAAAGGUGCCUUCGAGAGGGACCAAUGGAGUCGAUUUCACGAUCAUCGCAAACAUAGAAAGCGCUGUUGACCUAGGGCUCAACUUUAACGGAUCACUACGACUUGCUCCAUCAUAUCAGCACCGCCUUGUCGCACCAUUUGAAAGAACGAACGGGUCCCGGACGUUAUAUGCAGCAUCCUUGGAUGUCGUACACAGUGCGCAUUUUGAAGAUAUGAUGCUCGAUUUGAACAGCGGGAACGAGAGCUUACUCUUUUCAUUAAGACUUAAUGCUCUCUCUUUCGACAUCGAAGCAAAGCCGACGAAUUUUUACAAUUCUAUCACCUUCAUGAUUUAUAAGUACGCUGUACCUCAUGGAAUGCGGUACGCAGUCGAUAUUGAACCUAAAAUACGCGCGUUCAGAGUCACUAGCACAUUUAGCCUGGGAUUGGAGCGACCUGUUGGAAGUACUUGGGUAAAGGUUUCGAACACUGCCGCCUACAGUUCUGGCUUUAUAUCCGAUAGAUACGCCAGCAUUACUUUGAACCAAACUGCAAUGGAUGCUGAUCAUGUUCGGGUCCGGAAAUUGGCGUAUAUGCUGAUAGCUUCGGUGGAGAUGACAGGCGCGUCUCGCAGUGGGAAUGCCAUUUCAACAUACAGAAUAAUUUGAAAAAUUUAAAUACAGUAUAAAACAAAUAAGUGAAUACGGUGGAAGUACAUGGAUACUCUUCCAUAGUGACGUUCUUAAUAAAUUAUAUAGGAAAUUUAAA
This is a messenger RNA of Ostrea edulis (European flat oyster), 943 nucleotides long. RefSeq lists its product as uncharacterized. Bases 82 to 843 code for a protein of 253 amino acids. NCBI's taxonomy places the organism in Eukaryota, Metazoa, Mollusca, Bivalvia, Ostreida, Ostreidae. The transcript has 4 exons. The record is from RefSeq and is a predicted model, not a curated record.